Messenger RNA from Trichoderma atroviride IMI 206040, 615 nucleotides. RefSeq lists its product as uncharacterized. NCBI's taxonomy places the organism in Eukaryota, Fungi, Ascomycota, Sordariomycetes, Hypocreales, Hypocreaceae. The record is from RefSeq and is a predicted model, not a curated record. Gene Ontology annotation, molecular function: zinc ion binding.
AUGGACGCCCAAGAUGCUACUCUCAACUCUGCCUAUCAUGGUCAAACCCAUGGAAUUACGGCAGCCCCGACACCGAACAUGGCAGGAACAGAAAAGAAGUUGAAUACUGUUACAUCAGAAGAGGACGAGAUCCGCCAGAUGACGCUAAACACAGCAAAUACUUCCCCUAAACCUGCGCAAUCGCAAAGCACAGGAAUUGUAACCAAGCAACCGAGCAUGGUGCAAAACAUGAAGCCAGAGAACUAUGUGGUCAAACCGGAGAAUCUUGGGGAGUCUCCCGAUUAUAUUGAUUGCCCUUACUGCAAAUCACGCCAGAAAACUGAAGUUCGCCAUCAAUCUACCAGCCAGACAUCGCUUGCGGCUGCUGUCUGCUGCCUCUGCUGUGGCAUACUCCCUGUGUUUAUACCGUUUGUGUGCAAUUGGUGCUCUGAUCUGGACCACCACUGCGAAAGUUGCAAGAAGCGUGUUGCGCACCAACCACACGAGGGGAAGAUGGAGGCCGUAUUGCCGCCAGUCUCUGCUGCGACAACCGGAGCAGACUCUAGAUAUCAGUUAAGUCAGUACGCCGACAUGAGCAAGCAGUCGCAGCAGAAACUGGAACCCACAAUCGCCUAA